Molecule: messenger RNA, 1990 nt
Organism: Drosophila busckii
Lineage: Eukaryota; Metazoa; Arthropoda; Insecta; Diptera; Drosophilidae
Exons: 3
Coding region: 124-1389 (421 amino acids)
Source: RefSeq, a predicted model, not a curated record
UGAUAGCCGGAAGUGCAUUUUGGGGCGUUUAAACAAUUGCAGCAACGAGAAAAAACAAUUUUUUGUUGCUAUCGGGUUGACUAAGCAUACAGUUUAUGUGCACGAAAAAUAUAAAUAAACAAAAUGGUGGGCAAGAACUCAUCGUGCACAGACGGUGGAUCAACAAAGGAGCGUCCUGUUUUUAUUCCGCCACGCAAACGUCAACAAAACAAAGCAGAGGCUAAAAAGCAGAACUAUGUGGACCAUAUUGUGAAUGUGCAGCCAAAUCGUGCUAAACUAUCACCCUCAAAUCCGGGCCUUGAAGAGGAGCUACUAAAAACGAAGUUGAUUAUAAAAAAUAAACAACCAUUACCACAAUUGCCAGGAGAGCUCGGCGGUACUCAGGACACUAUUGCCAGCACACACUCGGCCAGCUCAACGCAACACAGCAAUAAAUCUGUACGCUCAACUAACAAUAUAAAUGAGUUACAAAAUUUUGAAUCAAUUUCACAGUGCACCAAGUCAACUUCACAACGCCAUGAAAGCAGCACAGUUACGCCCAGCAGUGGCUGUUACUCUGAGAGUAGCCUGGAUGCAAAGCUAAGCAAGUCACAGGAUUGCCUGAGUCUUAGCAAUCGUUCAUCGUCAAAGAAGCGUGUCAAUAUACGAACUUCGGACUUGCCACAUGUGCGCAGCCAGCGUGCUUCGCCAGACAUAGCCAACUAUGAGGAUCUAGAGUCGGGAGAAACAAGCGUUCUAAAUACAUAUGAUCAGAGUCUGGAGCGUUAUCAGGCUCGUAAGGCGGCCGAUGGCAGCAACUAUUUAACUAUGACGGGCACUAUCAAGCGCGGUCGCAAAAAAGGUCAGUCCAUUGAUUUGCAAAUUAACAUAAGCCGUGAAGAACUGGAACAGCUAAAUGCACACGCCAUGGCCAAUGAUUCGCAAAAAGGACGUAAUAUCUUUUGCACCUGCGGCUGUGGAGUUGGACUACAUAUAUUUCUUAUAUCAUUGCUGUGCUUGCCAUUUGUUACAGUUAUAUCGGCCAUAUAUUCAUUUUAUAUAGGCACGCUCACCUGGUACAAUAUGUUUAACUACUACUGCGAAGAGAAGUCAUAUUUGCACAAGAUAUUUAUCACUCCUAUACUCUUUCUAGCAUAUCCCCUAGCCAUAGUGCUGUGCACCUUUGGAUUGGGCAUAUACUCUGGUUUUCGACAGCUUAGUCUGCGGUAUAGCAGUUGGGUGAAUGAUAUAACAGAUAUUGAAAAAGGAUUUUAUGGUUGGCUUUGCGGCUUCUUACACAUGUCCGAUUGUAGUCCCUACGAGGUUGUCAUACUUACAGACAUUUGUGUAGCCCCCCAGGAUCCGCAGCGCUUGCAUAUAAAUAAGCCAAGACAGGAGUUGUCCAUGUAAAAAUAUGACUGGAUACUUAGAGCCGUCGUAGCCAGAUGAUUAGCCAACUGCAGAUGCAAAUUAAUUAAAAUUAAACAUCUGCACUGCAGCAGCUUCAUAUCUUAAUCAACUGUGGCGGUUUCGUUUUCUUAAUAUAUUUGUGUGAUAAAAAGUAAAGAGUGACAUGAAAUAUGUAUCUUUGUAACGCACGUACAGUUAACCUUAACGGUUAAUGCAAUAAGUUUCCUUUGGCCAAAUUGUUCCUUUUAUAUGCAAGUUCAGCUUUAGACAUAUAUAUAAAUAUAUAUUGUACGCAUACAUAUACACACAAUAUCAGUAAUCCAAAGUCUAUAGAGUCUAGAUUUAAUAUGUAAGUCAAACGUACACAGAUUCUACUAAGUAGUAAUGCCAUAACUUCAUUAACGUUAUUUGAAAGUUAACUGCAUUUUUUUCCAACUUAAGCCAAAUCUUAAAAAAACAAAAACUAUAACUAUCAACAAAUAGCAAUCGCAUUCAAAUUGCAUUUACGGAUUAUGCAUUUAUAUUACAACAAUAACAAUAUAUAAGAGGAAAUGAAAAACCUACGCAAUAUACAUAUACGUGAUGGAAAGUUGUUUUUAUU